AUGGGAGCCAACGUCUCAGAACAUAGACGUCCAACAGUGGGUGUUUUAGCGACUGGGAUGGAGGAGCUGAAAGGCUUCAGAUGCCCAGCUUAUGCCACUGGACUUAGGAGCAUCUAUUCCUACAGGCAGCAGUCGAUGGUCGACGAGACUCACCAUCAAAGUCUUCCCGAGUUGAGGGAGAAGUGGGAUUUGAGCACCAUGGAAGAUUCGUCCUACAACUGCAACUGCACUGACCAACAGCACUGCCUUUCCAAAUCCAAAUCAAACCCGAGCCUCGCCAUAGGCUCUUUCCUCGAUGAGGACAGCAUUGACUGGAAGGACACGACCUCCUCUGAGGACUCCAACUCUGAGUGUUCCUCCUGCCACUUCCUCCCUCCUACCCAAGAGUCACGGGAGACUGAAGCUGGAAGGAUGCCCUUCGGGAGACGACAACAAAUUCAGCACGGCCCAGAGAAGCUCUGUGAACCACCCAUCGUGCAGGCAGUGGAGGCUUCGGGGGGCUCCCACCAGGAAGACUCCAGGGCUACUCUGGACCUCAGUGCAGACUACCAGAGGAUGCAGAGGAUAAACCAGAAUCUGGGCAAACUGCGAGAUCUAACAAAAGGCCUCAGGGCAUUGCUAGACAAGGAGAAAGAUGACAAAGACGGUGACCCUGUGUUCUCCGACUCUCCUCUGGACGAGGCUCUCCCACCGGGCACUACUAGCGCCUCUCCCCAGAUGGAUCACGGCAGUGGUCAAGAACACGAGGCUUCCCAGGCCUUGCCCAAGUGGGAACCACCAGAAAAUGAACACCUCGGCACGUGUCCAGACAGUUCACCCGGCCUGGAAGAAGAGGAACCGCUUGAGAUGAUAUGCCAGGAGACUGGCUCUGCUGACAGCCUCUCAGUCACAGCUGGACAGGCAAAGGAGGGGGACCCACCUGCCCACUCAGAGAGCACGUCCUGUCUCAACAUCAGGUCCAUCAUGCACUGGCUCAGGAAGCGGGUGGCCUCCUCCCUACCAGGGAGAAAGCGCCCAGAAGCAGCCUACAAGGACACCAGUCUGCUGGAACCAAGGAAAGGAUGUUUCCUUAGAGGCAAGAGAAUCCAACCUCGUAAUCCCUCCACUUAG
Sciurus carolinensis (gray squirrel) is the source of this 1110-nucleotide messenger RNA. RefSeq lists its product as uncharacterized. The transcript is spliced from 3 exons. Lineage: Eukaryota; Metazoa; Chordata; Mammalia; Rodentia; Sciuridae. Bases 1 to 1110 code for a protein of 369 amino acids. The record is from RefSeq and is a predicted model, not a curated record.